Gossypium raimondii (Peruvian cotton) is the source of this 561-nucleotide messenger RNA. RefSeq lists its product as uncharacterized. The coding region runs from base 1 to 561 and encodes 186 amino acids. The transcript has a single exon. The record is from RefSeq and is a predicted model, not a curated record. Lineage: Eukaryota; Viridiplantae; Streptophyta; Magnoliopsida; Malvales; Malvaceae.
AUGGAGAAAAAGAGAGCGACUGAGGAAGACACCGGCGACGAGUCUCCGGCGACUAAGCGGCGGAGAGAGGCACCGGAAACGGUUGAGUUCAACGGCUACGACGACGUUUUGCCGUGGUUAUCGAUGGAAGGUACUUGCAAGACUGAUGCGAUGAGUGAGUUAUUCAAGCUCGUCGAUGACUCCACGGAACUUGCUCCGUCUUCGACUUGUUCUCCGACGUCGUACUGUACGAAAGUCAAGUUCAGCGACAAUCCGUACUCGUCGGCGUUGAUUUUCCAGUCUUCAUCCUCGUACGUCACCAUAAACGGCAACGAAGAGAGUUGCGGUUCGUCGUUUUCGGACUCGGAGUCGAGCGUGAUGGCGAGUGUGGACAUGAGGGGGAUCGUGAGCACUAAUGUGAAGUUUGAUAACGGUUUGGAAGAGAUCAGAGGGUGGUUGGAAGCGGAAGAAGGAAGCGCGUGGGGUAAAAGCGAGGGAGAGUCGCGUGAGACAUGGACGGUGGAUUGGGAAUGGGACGAAGAGCAGCUCGCCAGGUUUUUGGGUGAGGAAUGCCUUUUUUGA